UGGAGCAGUCGUAGUACAACUUUUAACCAGGAGAGUUCGUUUACGGUGCGGUUCCGCGUUCUGGUGGAAAAACUCUUUUUGGAAAUGUUGCGUCCGACGACGUUCGUCUGUGUUUUCGGCCUGCUAGCGGGGAUUUUAGCCCAAACAGAGGGCUUAGAUCCGAACCUGAGUUCGGGAGGCGCGGUGGCCCAUUUCGAGCCCCAAGUAGCCAUCCUGUGCGAUGCGGGACCCAGAGGGCAAGAGGCCUACCAGCCCAAAUACAUGACGGAGCAGGGCGAGUGGACCUCUGAUCUUCGAUCUAAAGCCGCCUGUCUCAGAGACAAAAUGGACAUUCUAAACUACUGCAAAAUGGUGUAUCCCAAACGGGACAUAACCAAUAUUGUGGAAAGCAGUCACUAUUUAAAAAUUGGGUCUUGGUGUAGAGCUGGUGCCACUCCCGGUUCUCAAUCUAGAGGAAAAUGCAAAACUGCACGUUGGGUUAAACCUUUCAGGUGUCUAGAGGGUCCGUUCCAGUCAGACGCUCUUCUAGUGCCCGAAAAUUGCAUGUUCGACCACAUCCACAACCAGAGCAACUGCUGGACGUUUGGUCGUUGGAACUCCACUGCAGGCUUAGCUUGUCAAGAUAAAGGACUUCAACUGCGUUCUUUUGCCAUGCUGUUGCCGUGUGGCAUCUCACUCUUUAGCGGUGUAGAGUUCGUGUGCUGUCCCAAACAUUUUAAAGAUAAUAUCAAACCAAAGAAACCGGUGGGCCUGAACAUUCUGAAGAAAGAACAAGAUGUUUUCUCUGAUGUCGUAGAUGAUGUCGAUGAUGAUUCCGAUGAGGAUGAUGAUAAAGACGAUUUAGACGAUCUUAUCGAUGAUACUGAGCUCUCUGACGACCCCGGCAUUGAUGAUGAAGACGAUGACGAUGAUGAAGACGAUGAUGACUAUGAUGAUACCGAUUGGGAUACGACACAACAAAGCACCACGAGCGCCGCGAAGCUUCCUUCUACAACCACCGCCACCACGACAACUACAACAACGACCACAACAGAAAGAACGACAACGGAAGCUACUCCCGACCCUUACUUCACGCAUUUUGAUCCCAGAAACGAACACCAAAGCUAUAAGGAAGCCCAAGAGCGUUUGGAAGAAACGCACAGGGAAAAAGUGACGCGGGUCAUGAAGGAUUGGUCGGAUUUGGAGGAAAGGUAUCAAGAUAUGAGAUCAAGCGAUCCCAGAGGAGCGGACGAGUUUAAGCAACGCAUGACGCAGCGAUUCCAGCAGACCGUUCAGGCUCUCGAGGAGGACGGUGACGCUGAGAAACACCAACUAGCUGCCAUGCAUCAACAGAGAGUCCUGGCACACAUCAAUCAAAGAAAGAAAGAGGCUAUGACAUGCUAUACACAAGCGCUUAACGAAAAUCCUCCAAACACUCAUCGGGUGCAGAAAUGUCUUCAGAAGUUGCUACGUUCCCUCCACAAGGAUCGGGCUCACGCCAUUUCACAUUAUCGUCACCUGUUAGGCAGCAGUAUUGAAGCGGCAGCCAGAGAACAGCCCAGAGUACUGGAACGUCUUACGGAUAUCGAUCGCACGGUAAAUCAGAGCAUGCAAAUGCUGAAGAGAUACCCAGAACUGGCAGCAAGAAUCGGUCAGCUCAUGGACGAUUAUAUCCAAGCUCUCAGAUCAAAAGACGAGACUCCUGGCUCCCUGUUAGCGAUGACUUCCGACGCCGAACAAGCCAUUCUGGACAAGUACAAGGCGGAAAUUGCCACUAAACAAGCGGAAAGGGAAAGACAAAGACUACAAGAGAAGGAAAGGAAGGAACAAAGGAAGAAGGAACGAAACGAAAUGAAGGAAGAAAAGAAGAGAGUUGAGGCGGCGCUUGGGAAGAAAAUCAGCAACAUUGACGACGAGGAUAUCGAGGAUGAGCCAGUUGACGAUGAAAAACCAUCCACACCAAUAUUCGUAGUAUCAACAGCUGAGAGUACUGCAGCUGAAACUGUAAGCAAUCUUGUAACAGCUACUACGGCCAGUCGCAAAGAAGUUGAUGACGUGGCAGUUCAAGAAGCGGUAGAAGAAGUAGCGAAGGCAGCUUCCCAUAGGCAGGACGUCAUUAGGGUAGCUCACAUCAUGUCCCACGACAUCAGUCACGGAGAACCAACAUUCUCCAUUCGUCGCGAAAUGUACGGCCGCAAAGACGGCAGUAGCGUCUACUUUACUCUGGCGUUCGCCGGCAUGGCCCUGAUGGCGGCCAUCGUGGUGGCAGUCGCGGUGGUCAAGCGUCGCUCGGCCCGCUCCCCUCAGAGCCAGGGCUUCGUCGAGGUGGACCAGGCGGCGACGCCCGAGGAACGGCACGUGGCCAACAUGCAGAUCAACGGCUACGAGAACCCAACCUACAAGUACUUCGAGGUGAAGGAAUAAGAGGCGCGCGAAGGAGCGACCCAGUCACCUAGGUUCAAAUACUGUGUUUCUUAAUAACGUACAACCGUAAACGAGUGUAAUUAGGCUGUUCGUAAAAUAACGUUUUCGUAUCAUUUUUGCUCUAUAGUCUGGAGUCUAGCCUACAUAUAAGUGGAAUUAUUGAAAUAGAUUUGUAACGUUCGGUCUUGCUUAAUUAUUGCGAGUCUACCACUUUUUUCCUCUGUCAACAUUUACGAAAUCUAUUUGGUAUUUUUCUUUCAUCUUUGUAGCAUGAAAUGGACAACUUAUUUCUCGUCCGACUGGGUAAUUGGAAAAUUAACUUCACCUUAACAUGACAUCAUGACAAUGAACUGUUUUUUAAGAUUUGUUGAUUGAAGAAGUUUGAUUGUUUUGGUUUGUUGCUUUAUUUUUAUUUAUUUUCGUUUUUUUUCGGUACAGUAUUGAUGUCUAAAUUACAGGUUACUAGGUUACUCUACUAGGUUAAGUUCAUACCUGCCCAAGAAAAGUGUUUAGAAUAUAAAGUAGGAACACGUUUUCAUGUAACUGAUUUCAGUUAUUCGAUAGUCGGAAAAAAGAGAAUGAUGCAUUUCCGCGAGCGAGAAAUUUUUAUGAUUUUGUGUUUGGGGAGGCUUCUAUAUACUGGAUGCUUUUUUUGUUUUUUUUUGAAAGUGAUUUCAAGUAAAAAAAACUUCACCCAAAAUAUCAAUCUGUUAAAACAAAGUAAAAGACCUGAUUGUGCAUACAUUAGAAAAUAGUAUCCAAUAUUAAAAAUAACUAUUAAAUUAAAACCUGAAUAUGUGUAGGAAGAAAUAAUCCAAAGUCAGAUAAACAUCGCGUAAAAGAUCGAUUAGCGAAGUAGAGCAACAUUAGAAAAUCAAAAAGUAUUAUCAUCGCCUGCUCAAUUACACUUGUUUACGAUCACACAUACCUCUCUUCAUUUCCGUUCCGUCUAGUUUCAGUAGGAAAUUCUUUUCGAAGCAAUAUGUUUACGUAUCUGUGGUUUUUAUGUGUUGAAUUUUCAGAUUAUAUUUUAUUGAUUUAGCGGUUAGCGGCGGCCUCGACAUGUUACCAAACCAUACUCUUUUCCAACAACCAUAAAUAUUAUCGAGGAUCUGUCGAGUCCCCUUUAAUCCACGUGGUAUUGAAUCAUUCCAAUUAAUUGUUUUUGUUUUUUUUUAUCUAAUCUAGAUCGUUAGUUCUUAGAAUAUUUGUACUUAAAUACUCUUAAUGCAACUUGAUAAUAAUAAUUCGACAUAUGCAAAAAAACAAACUAUAUAUAAAUAUUUUGGGAAUUAUGAAAAUCGUAAAAUAGAAAAAGUAAUAAUUUUUGCAUAUGACAGUCCAAUGUUUUUAAAAUAAUGUAACCUUUAGGCGUAUUGUAAUUAUACACUGAACGAAAGUGGUGUAGCGAUUGACAUCUCAAUUACAGAUCAAAAAAGAAGAGUGUAUCUUUACAAUAUAACAUAUAGCAGCUAGACUUAUAUGGUACCCUCCAUAUUAUACCUAAUAAAUUUAGAUCGUAACUGCAUGUUACUUGACAGCUUUUGUACAAAGUAUUAUUUUUGUUACAAGUUUAACCAAUUUUCCUACCACAUUAUUAUAUUUUAGGUGAUAGAUCGAGUUGAUAGCUAACUUGAAAGGGCACACGUUAUAUGCCUUCCCGUUCAUUAACAUCACUAAUACAAGUCAGUACCAUUUUAGUUAGUUUAGAAUUUGGAAUGGAUAUUUACUUUGACUAUCCAAUAAUCUGGACAAUAUAAAUUCUGCACGCAGAAAAAAUUGUUUAGAUAAUGAUAAGAAAAAUGCUUGGAAAAUGGCAAAAUUCUUGGGGGAAA
Messenger RNA from Sitophilus oryzae (rice weevil), 4238 nucleotides. Its product is annotated as amyloid-beta-like protein. Gene Ontology annotation, cellular component: membrane; neuron projection; neuronal cell body. The transcript is spliced from 10 exons. Bases 85 to 2403 code for a protein of 772 amino acids. Gene Ontology annotation, molecular function: transition metal ion binding; heparin binding. NCBI's taxonomy places the organism in Eukaryota, Metazoa, Arthropoda, Insecta, Coleoptera, Curculionidae. The record is from RefSeq and is a predicted model, not a curated record. Gene Ontology annotation, biological process: axonogenesis; central nervous system development.